Molecule: messenger RNA, 918 nt
Organism: Saccostrea cuccullata (small rock oyster)
Lineage: Eukaryota; Metazoa; Mollusca; Bivalvia; Ostreida; Ostreidae
Exons: 4
Molecular function (GO): oxidoreductase activity, acting on the CH-OH group of donors, oxygen as acceptor
Source: RefSeq, a predicted model, not a curated record
AUGCGCGUUUUUGACAGCAGAGGCCAACUACGGACUUACAACAUUAAGAACAGGGAAAUGUUUAACGCUGUAAAUGCCAGCUUCGGUUGCUUUGGUAUCAUUUACGACGUCACGUUUAAGAUGGAAAAAGAGACAGUUGUGAAGACACAAAAUAUGUAUUGCAGUUUACGGGAUGUAUUUUAUAAUGCUGAAAAGAUGAAGUCUUUAGUGGAAGAAAACUGGUCCACUCAGAUUUUCUGGUUCCCCUACAACUCUGUCAGUCUACUUGACUACGAGCCUAAGGACGACGACUUAUGGAUACGGCUAAUAAAUAAAGCGCCAUCUAACGUCAACUGUAAAGAUUUUGGUUUCUAUCUUUGCCAGAGGUCAAAAGACAAGAUUUCGCAAAAAGCAUUGGCUGCUGUGUCUCCAUUACUUGCUGAAAACACAGAAUUAACGCCAUAUUUAUCCUGGGCUGCUUUCAAGUCAUUAAAAUACGUCCUCUACCCAAGUGGAGAAAUGUAUCAACAGCUUCCACAUGCCAUUCACUAUAGAACACACAUUGCUGACGCCCCUGUGCAUGAUAUGGAGUUUAUCUUUGAUUACAAAGGGGAUUAUAACAAGGUCCUAGAAAUCAUUCAAGUUGUGGUGGAGAAAACAGAUCAUUAUGACGAAAAAGAGGAAUAUCCAUUCAACUUAUGUCUUGAGAUGCGUUUUAUGGCAUACAGUGAUACGUACCUGGGAUGUGGAAAUGUAGGCAAUCCCGCCGAUGGAGGUUCUGGCCAUGUGUUCUGUAUUGAAAUCAUUAGCGUUACUGGAACAAAAGGAUGGGAGGAGUUCAGUAUAGAUGUAGGGAGGGAGUGGAUGGCCUUCGGAGGGGUUCCUCACCUAGCAAAGGAGUGGGACUAUAUACCCGGCAUCCAUCAACACAUCCAGGAG